AUGUUGUCAAAGUACGUUGGACAUUUAUUUUUGUUUUGUUAUACUGUAUCUUCAACAGAUGAGAAUUUUUGUCGAGGCAAAAGAAACGGUCUGUACUCUACAGUACGUACUUGUUUUUUCAAAUUUUACGAUUUAUACAGUAAUCUCUCUAUAUAAGCAACCCGAAGACAUUUUGUGUUUACUAUAGGGCAUGUUGCCUUUACAGAGUGAUUUUCAGUGCAAAUUGACUUGGCGGUGCUAAAUUUUUUUGUUUACUGUAAGCACUGUUGUUUAUACAGAACACUAUAUAGAUAAAGUACUGUAUUAUUGUUACAGUAUCUUUUCAAACGUUUUUUAGUAUAUUAACUUGAAGUUUAAUAAAAAAUGUAUUGAAAAUGGACCUCAGCGUAUUUUACAAUCAAAGUUUAGGGUGCCUGCACCACAAGCUACAUUGAAUGCCUUGGUAACAGCACCUUUGUCAGACCUUGUCCACCAGACUUGUGGUAUCGUCAAGAAGCCGAACGAUGCGAUGCAAAGGACCUGAAUCCUUAUUGCACUCACAGUUUAUCUGUUUGUGAUAAAGAUUACCGUAAAUUAAAUGUAAAAAACUAUUGUGAACUCAAGGGAACUGGAUCUUUUAAGUAUCGACCGGGCGAUUCGACUUUAGGAACGCAUGAUGGACCAGUUAGAUGUAGCAAGGAAAAGGAGCUGAGCUUCAAGUUGAAGGUAUGAUUCAGAUAGGAUAUUAUUGUUGAUGUCUGAUUGUUUAUGGAUAUACUCUUACUUGUUAUUUUAAAGUUAUACUCAAAGAUAAAAGGAUUUACUGUUUUUGAAGUUAACGCGUGUUAUGCCUAGUACAACAAUAUAUAUACUUGAAUAUUGUCUUCAGGUGCCAGGAAGAUGUACCGAGAUCUAUUGGCAGUGUGUUCAUGGUAGGCCACUCAUGAUGUCGUGUCCAUUUGGUCUCAGAUUUGAUGUUACCAAAUCAGCUUGUGAUCAUGAAGGUCUUGUCGCUGAUUGCAGGAAAAUUGAUGACAUAUACAUCAAAGUAAAGUAUAAUGUUAAUAUUACUGUGGUUUGCAAAAAUGGUCAUUACAUUAAACACAAGUCGUAAAGUUUUUUUGUAUUAUGACUGCUUAUGUACGUAGACAUAUAUUUAUGUAUAUGUAUUUACAUAUAUAAUUGUACUUACUAUUUUAAUAUUAAACCAAUAAACAACAUCUUAACCAUAAGUAGGUAUAAGUUUAUUGUAGAGAUUUUCAGAAUCGUAUUGUUCGUUAUACAGAGUUGGAAGAUGCCUUCAACGAAGAGAGCGAACAUUCGACAAGAUACGAUGCACUUUUUUGGAAAACAUUCGUACUGUUUAAAUCACUGUUAGCUAACAAUAAGCCCGAACAAAAGUGA
This is a messenger RNA of Bursaphelenchus okinawaensis, 1383 nucleotides long. NCBI's taxonomy places the organism in Eukaryota, Metazoa, Nematoda, Chromadorea, Rhabditida, Aphelenchoididae. The record is from the annotation of a GenBank genome assembly.